This is a messenger RNA of Stegodyphus dumicola, 4710 nucleotides long. RefSeq lists its product as uncharacterized. Lineage: Eukaryota; Metazoa; Arthropoda; Arachnida; Araneae; Eresidae. The record is from RefSeq and is a predicted model, not a curated record.
AUGUCACGAUCAUCUGUUGCACAUGUAGACACAGUACCUAUUGAGGACUUUGACCCAUUUGAACUGAUUACUACCGAACAAUUGUAUAGUGAUAAAGUUAAUCUAUUGUACACUUGUAUACACUCUAUUGCUACUACAUUCCGAGGUGGUAAGCAUAUUCUACGAUCUGAAUUACGAGAUAAAUUGACCCGGUCUUUAGACGCUCUCAAAGAGCUUGCCUUACAGGGUCCGGAUUACAUACCUCCGCCGACUACAGCUGACGCGGAAGUAAAUACUUCUACUUUGGUGUGUUGUGAACUUCUGCAUCAACAACCUCUGCCUAUUGCAACUACACACGAUUCCACUGUUCUCACGCCUGUUAAAUCUUUGGCUUCUGCCUCGACUGUAGCACCUGCAUCAUCAUCUGCUGUCUCUUCAGCCCAAUCACCUUUUACUUUUGCAGAAGUGGUUCGACAGCCAGUACAACCUAGCAUUAUAAUAAAAUCCAAAUCAAAGAAAACAGCUGCUCAACUGCGUCAGGACCUACAGGUUCACGCACCGCUUAAUAAGCUUCAAGUUGCUGUCCAACGUAUUUCUUCUCUUCCUCAAGGUGGUUUAGAAGUCUUUUGUCGAUCUCCAUCUGACAUUUCUCGCCUUGAACAUAAACUUCAAGAUACAAAUCUGGACAUUGCUGUAACACGUCGCCAGCGUCGUAAGCCCAGGUGUGUGAUUCGAAACGUUCCUGAAGAUCUUUCAUCUGACGAUUUGAUAGCUGAAUUAAGUGCAGCUGCUCAUAUACAAAACAAUGGAAUCCGACCUUUGUUUAAACUUAAAGAACGUACCCCUAAAAGAGUACGCUGGAUUGUCGAAUGUGACUCCACCACCACUUUCCAGGCAGUCAUCGCAGUUCGAAAGCUCUUCUUCGGUUGGAAUGCACUUCCCAUCUCGGAAUUUCUGGGCAUCCUCAGAUGUUACAAGUGCCAGCAAUAUGGGCACACGCAGGAGCGCUGUACAUCACCAACCGUGUUCUGUGCCUAUUGCGCUGGCCCCCACAGUCUCAAAGACUGUCACGCCGAACUACCGGAGUGUAUCAACUGUCGAGACAGCAACCACCAUCAUGGCACCUUGUAUGACUACCGACACCCUACCUAUGCUUCAGAAUGUCCAUCAUAUCAACGCACAGCAGAAUACAUUCGAAGUAUCACCCAAUACAAUACUAGAAGUACUUCUACCAGCUCUUCUUCUACAAUUUCUAAUACACUGCCUUCACACAGUAAUGCUAAUUCCUCUACUCCUUCUGGUGUCAAAAGUUCUGCCAUGAAUCUAGAUUUUACUCCAGCUCUUGAACGUAUUAAUUUUAUCCAGAUCAAUUUACAAAAAUCUCGUGCUGCUACUGCACAUGCUGUUGAUUACGCAGUUAAUGCUAAAGCCGAUAUAUUAAUUGUUCAAGAACCCUACACGAGGGAUGGUAAGAUUGUGGGCUUUCCACUACGCUGGUCGAUAUAUCAACAUGUAAAUAAGGCAGAGCCUCCUAGAGCAGCAAUCGUAAUUCUUAAUCCCUUAUGGUCUCCACUUGUUCUCAAGACUGAUCGUGACCAUGUGGCUAUAUUACUGGAAUUAAUUGAUAUUAAAAUUAUCCUUUAUUCCAUUUAUUCUCCACCAACAGCGUCAUUGGAAUCAGCACUUCUAUUUCUAGAAUAUAUCCGGCAACAUUAUCCAGUGCCACAUAAUAUUAUAGCGGGCGAUUUUAAUGCCCAUAGUACAAUAUGGGGUUAUCCUCAAACAGAUGUUAGAGGUCGUCUUCUAGAGGAUUUUCUUAACUCAAAUAACCUAGUCCUUCAUAACACUAUUGAUGCUCCUCCGACCUUUGAACAAGCUUCUACAUAUGGAUGGCCUGAUCUCACUAUAUCCACGCCUCCAACAGCUGUCUAUGUACAAAAUUGGACGGUUGAUGAUAUCAGUGGCCUAUCAGAUCAUAAGUAUAUUCUCUUUCAAUUAGAGCAUACAACCAGUACAUCUAUUGUCCGUCGCUAUCGGCUGCCUGGGCAUAAAAUUGCUGUCUUUCGUCGUCGUGUUACUGCAUGUCUUCGCAAUUUAGUUCCACAUUUGCAUCGUUGCACGACGUCAACGGAGUUGAAUGAAUUCACAGUCCAUCUAAUGACAUCGAUACAGGCAAUUUGUAAUGAUCUUUUGCCGCAACGACAUACAAAGAAAUUGCAAUCAAUUACCUGGUGGAACUCUUCCUUAGGACAACAACAGCAGAAAUGCAGAUCUUUGAGACGGAAGCUCAAGCAAUUGCGACGUCUCGGCACCUCAGACCGACUAUUAGAAGUUUACCGGCACGAACGCGCCCGAUAUAAAAAAAUGAUUCUACAGGCUAAGCUUCAAUUUUGGCGUGAUUUUUGCACCAAUAAUACCGAAACUUAUGGUUUACAUCAUAAGUUAGCAUCGGAUAAAUUAUUCAAACCUGCGGUUUUGCAUUUUCCUCCACCAUCACAAGCCUCACCUACGAUCUGCUCUACGGAGGAAAUGAUUUCUAAUCUUCUGGAUGACAUUUUCCCAAUGGAUGAUGCUUCAGCAGAUACACAUCUUCAAGCUGACAUUCGCCGGAAUACAUCUCCUCCUAAUAAUACACCAGAUCCUGACUUCACGCUUUCAGAAAUCUCUUAUGUAGUUAAUCGUCUUCCAAAGAAGAAAGCACCUGGAUUGGAUGGUGUGGAUUAUGGCAUUAUUAAAGUUAUUAUCCUAUCUAAUUUAUCCUUCUUCCGUGACUUCUUUAACAAGCUUUUCCGCACUGGUACGUUUCCACCUGAAUUUAAGGUUGGUCAAGUUAUUCUCUUUUUGAAGAAGAACAGGGAUGCCCGUCUCUCAACAUCAUACCGUCCUAUUUGCCUUUUGUCUGCUAUGGGCAAGGUGUUUGAACGGCUAAUAGUACAACGCCUUAAACAUCAUCUUCAUAACACCAAUUUUCUUUCCGAUCGACAGUACGGUUUUCGUGCUGGUAAGACCACAUUGCAUGCUCUGAAGGAUGUUACCGAUGCCAUAUAUACGAAUAAACUGGCUGGCUACCACACGGCCUUUAUCAGUGUCGACUUGAAGUGCGCCUUCGAUACCUUGUGGUGGCCGGCCAUUAUUCAAGCCUUGCAACAAGCCAAGUGCCCUGUUAAUCUCUUCCAGACCUUCAGCAAUUAUUUGUCGGAACGCUCUCUUAUUUUUGUCCAUAAUAAUGGUCAAGUCCAUCGUUUGCAGAAUCGAGGUUGUCCACAGGGCUCCUGUGCGGGACCUGACUUAUGGACCCUCACUUUCAAUCAAAUUCUAGCUGCACAAUGGCCUGCACAUACAUCUACUUAUGCCUAUGCCGACGAUGUCGCUUUUAUUGUCCGUGGCAAAACAAGAGAAGAGCUUCAACGCCAUGCUCAAGAAACGUGCAACCUUUUUUCUACACUAUGUCUAAAUAUAAAUCUACAGAUUUCUGAAGAUAAAUCUUUUAUACUCCUGAUCCCGAAAAAGGGUGGAUCUCUGGCACGUCGACCCCGCAUCGAUAUUAAUAAUAAAAGAAUAAAGAUUGUUCGUCAGUUAAAAUACCUUGGCAUCGUCUUUGACGAUAAAUUGAACUGGGCUCAACAUCUUUUGCACAUUAAAAAGAAAACUUAUAACAUAGCAUAUAGGCUCCGACAGAUGAGUGGUUUUCAGUGGGGGCUUAACCCCCAUAUACAGAAACUUCUGUACCAAACGGUUAUUGUCCCCAUUGUGACCUAUGGGGCAGCUGUUUGGAGUCAACCAAUGCAGGGCCGUAAAAUUAUGAAACGACCCUACAAUCGACUACGUCUCCAUCCAGCUGCUUAUGGACUUGGUGUUCAUGUAACAUUACGUGAAUCUACACAACUGCCUGAUGGUGAUUAUUACAUUUACACUGAUGGGUCAAAAAUAGAAGAUAAUACUGGUUGUGCUUUUGCAGUUUUUCACCAUGGCACUUUAUUGCAUCAAUGGAAAGCACAUCUCCAUGGACAUAACAGCGUGUUCCAGGGAGAGGCCUUUGCCAUCGUCAAUGCCACUAAAUAUAUUCUGGAACAUCAAAUAUUGAACUGCUGCAUUGUAACGGACAGUCAGUCGGUCUUGGCUGCUGCAAUGAAUCCUGUGCAUCCAUCAAUAAUAAUUUCGCAACUUCAAGAACUACUUCGAUUAGGUGCUCACCUUAAUAUUCAAAUGUUUUGGACACGUGCUCAUAUGGGCACAAUUGGAAAUGAACUUGCUGAUGAAUUAGCUAAGCAAGCGGCCAUGAACGAUGAUGCUAUUAAUUCUCCUUUAGCUUGGCCCAUAUCACAUUUUCUUCGGAAACUGCACCUACAGUCAGUUAUGCAAUGGCAGGUCCUCUGGGAUGCAGAGGAUACUGGCCGCAGAGCGCAUUAUCACCUGGGCUAUGUUGAUGAGACUCGUCUUCUUGCCAAUUCACAAUUGGUAAGAUAUGUCACAGGUCACGGGCCUUUUCCCGUAUAUUUUGCCCGCUUUAACAUCACAUCAACUGAUCAAUGUGUUUGUGGCCAGGCGGGUACGCCUGAGCAUUAUGUAUCCUCUUGUGAACUUACACGAGAACUGCAUAUCCCUUUUCCUGCUCAACAUCAGCAGGCUUUUAGUAAGUUUUUAAUCAAACAACGACAUCUUGUUCGGAAACUGACUGCCAUCAUGUCAAAACUUAUGCAUCUUGGUACCGACUUAUGUCAACCUGUCUAA